AAGGUGGUAAGCAUGGCUGAGGAAAGGAAAGCCUUUGUUGAUGAGAUAAAUAAAGCACUGGCCAAGUCCGAAGGCCUUGCCCUGAAGGAUCUGCUGUUCUCCUACCGGGGGACGCCUUAUCCCGUGACAGUGUGCAGUGCAGAGACCUUCCAAGCCCUGGAGAACCUGGAAGCCAGAAGGGAUGAUAUGGUGCUGGUGUCUUACCCCAAAUGCGGUGUGAACUGGCUUAUCCAGAUUUUAAAUGACUUGAUAUUCACCACCAUCCAGAGUAAACCUGUAAGCACAGAACUACCAUUUAUUGAAUGUGGAGAUCCAGAUAAAUAUCAGAGGAUGGAGCAGAUUCCAUCCCCAAGGAUUCUGGCAACGCAUCUGAAUUAUGACUGCCUUCCCAAGUCUAUUUUCAAGAACAAAGCCAAGAUACUAGUGUUGUUUCGAAACCCUAAAGAUACAGCUGUUUCAUUUUUCCAUUUCCACAACAAUGUGCCAAGUGUCCCCAGUUACAGCUCCUGGGAUGAGUUCUUCUCCGAGUUCAUGAAUGGGAAAGUUAGCUGGGGAUCUUAUUUUGACCAUGCAGUCACCUGGAACAAACACAUUGAGGAUGAGAAUACCAUGAUCAUAACAUACGAAGAGCUGAAAGAGAGUCUGGCUUCUGGUGUAAAGCAGAUAGCUGAAUUCUUUGGAUUCUCCCCAACGGCAGAGCAGAUCCAGUCCAUUGCAGACAGGGCCACUUUCCAGGCAAUGAAGGAUAAAGCUCAGGAGACUCAUGGUGUUGUUGGCUCAGUUCUUUUCCGCAAAGGUGUUGUUGGAGACUGGAAAAAUCUUUUCACUGAAGCUCAGAACAAGGAAAUGGAUGCCAAAUUCAAAGUGUGCUUAGAAGGAACCAAGCUGGGAGCAAAGUUAAAAUAUGAUGUGUACUGCAAGGCCUAAGCUUCCUCUGUAGAAUAAUCUCAUGUCCAGACAGCUUUUCAUUCAUUUUUAUGAAAUCAAAGAGAAAUCAGAACAAUACUUGAUUUGAAACUUUUGAGUCUCUGUGCAAAGACAAACCUGUUUGUGCUGUCUUAACUUGCACAAGCAAUCCUCACCCAUACAGUUGGUAUAUUGACUUUACUGGAUUCUUAUAAAUGACCUGUGGUUCUUUGACUUCACUUGCUUUUUAAAACUGAUUUUUGCCAUGAUUUCAUGUUACCUAGUAGAAUCCUGCGUGAAACAUAUACGUAGUAUUUGAACAUGCUGAAAUAACUGGAAAUGUAUUCAGUAUGUUGGAAGUGGUUUUCCAAGUGAUUUCUUAACUUAAUAGUGAAAUGUCUUCUUGAUUUUUAGAUUUGGAAAUUCAUAAUAUUUCAAUUUAAAGUGAAAUUUCAAAAAGGUUUGUUGGGUUUUGCCACUUUCUGUGUGUAGAUAAAUAUGAGAAAAAAAACUAAAGGAACUCAGGUAGAAA
This is a messenger RNA of Oxyura jamaicensis (ruddy duck), 1438 nucleotides long. RefSeq names its product sulfotransferase family 6B member 1 (gene SULT6B1). Gene Ontology annotation, molecular function: sulfotransferase activity. Gene Ontology annotation, biological process: sulfation. The record is from RefSeq and is a predicted model, not a curated record. The transcript is spliced from 7 exons. Gene Ontology annotation, cellular component: cytoplasm. Lineage: Eukaryota; Metazoa; Chordata; Aves; Anseriformes; Anatidae. The coding region runs from base 13 to 927 and encodes 304 amino acids.